UGACCCGUGCCGGCUGCUUCUUCUCAUGUACGGGGGACAGGUGGCGGCAGCACCGGGGACGGGAUGGCAGAGGACGAGCUGGCCUCAAUGCUUCACCGGCGCCUGCGGAUGGAGGACCCGGCGGAGGGGGAGCGGGAGCCGCCGCACAGGAGGGUCUUCAACCCCUACACAGAGUUCAAGGAGUUCAGCAGGAAGCAGAUCAAGGACAUGGAGGAGAUGUUCAGGCGAUACGAUGCGGGGAAGGACGGCUUCAUAGAUCUCAUGGAGCUGAAGCGGAUGAUGGAGAAACUCGGAGCCCCGCAAACCCACCUGGGCCUUAAGGACAUGAUUAAAGAAGUGGAUGAAGAUUUCGAUGGAAAACUGAGCUUCAGGGAGUUCCUUUUAAUUUUCCGCAAAGCUGCAGCGGGGGAGCUGGAGGAGGACAGCGGAUUGCACGCUCUUGCACGACUCUCGGAAAUUGAUGUUUCUAUUGAGGGUGUGAAAGGCGCAAAGAGCUUCUUUGAAGCAAAGGUACAGGCCAUCAACCAUGGCAGCCGAUUCGAGCAGGAGAUCAGGGCCGAACAAGAGGAGAAGAAGAGACAAGCAGAAGUGAAGGAGCAGAGGAAGGCUGCAUUCAAAGAGCUACAGUCCAACUUCAAGCCAUAACACAGAGUAUUUUCAUAGCAUGCAGAGAGAAAUCUAUAUCUAUAUAUAUAUAUAUAUAUAUACACCCGCAGGGUGUACAGACUCUUGUUCUUCCGCUGUUGCUGGAUUACAACUCCUAAGCAUGUUCUACCAGCCAAGGGUUACACGUAGGGGUUCACCAAUACCUGAAGAGCCAAGAUUACACAUUCCUGCUGUUAAAUAUUUGCAAAAAAAAAAAGAAGAAAAAAAAAGAGAUUAUCUAAUUUAUUGCUUAAGGUUAAAUGGACCAAUAAAGUGAAUCAUUUUCCUAGUGAUUUCCAUUUUUACGUUGCAGACGCAGUAUUUUUUUACAUCAGUAUAUCACAGUUUUUUUGUGAAAUGUCUUAAUAAAAAUUUUAAUUCAUGGCA
Hyla sarda is the source of this 1032-nucleotide messenger RNA. Its product is annotated as EF-hand domain-containing protein D2-like. Lineage: Eukaryota; Metazoa; Chordata; Amphibia; Anura; Hylidae. The transcript has 4 exons. Gene Ontology annotation, molecular function: calcium ion binding. The coding region runs from base 64 to 645 and encodes 193 amino acids. The record is from RefSeq and is a predicted model, not a curated record.